AGUGAACUGAGAGGAGAAACGAAUAGGGUGUGGUAUGCCAUACAUCGCAUCCACCUCACUAAAUGUUUCGUGAGUUCUAGCAGUAGGGACGUUCUAAGCAGAUUACUUUUCUCCUCUCUCUCUAUCGCUCACUUCGAAGCUGAUCUAGCCGGGAUGCUAAGGGAUCAAUUUUUGCAUUUAUUUUCGGAAGCCUUGAUGAAAUAUUGAUCGGAUGCCAACUGUCACGCCAUUUCCUUCAAUUCAUCUUCCACAGAGAAAGAAUUUAUCAUUUAACAUCAAUUGAAAUUAACUUGGAUUCUUUAAUAUGUCAUGUGGGUUUUAACUGGUGGUGUUGACAUGAUUGAAUUAUCCCGUCUCUCUCACUUGACGCCUUACCCUUGUGAUUGAACCUGUGCAAGAAAAUUUACAGGUUUUCGUCAUUUUUAGUGUUAACAAAGUACUCUGAGAGAUUUCAGGAGUGUUGUCACGUCUUAGUCAUCACGGAACUGUUGCUUCAUACCAACAAUGGCAAAUAGAUUUGUGCACUUGUUGCUGCUGGUGGGGAUAUGUGGUAACGUACUUAUGGAAUCUUCAGUAGCCCAACCAACCACCCCAAUUCCAACUGACAUCAGGGUCAAGUUGUGUGGACUAUUCUCCAUUCACUUUCGUGUAGACAUCGAUGACAUGAGUUGGACGGAAGGUCCAGCCCGUGAGCGUUGUGAUGGUUACCAUAUGCUUUCCUACCUUCGUGCUCGGGCAAUGACUUAUGCCAUUGAUGAGAUCAACCACAAUACUGACAUCUUGAGACACAUCCACCUGGACUAUGACAUUAGGGAUAUCUGCAACUGGAAGAGUUCUGCACUUCGGGCUGCUUCUCAAUGCCUUGGCUUGGAGUACGACGAGGAAGCGAUCACCCUCAAUUCAGAUCCAGCCAUAACCAACCAAUCUGCCUUGCUCUUUGUUGGACCUGAUACAUCAGAAAGUGCAGAAACGGUGGCUGACUACGCUCAGAACUUUGGUGUCCCAAUCAUCAGCUAUUCUGCUACCAGCGCCUUGCUCAGUGAUCGGACCAAGUACAGGACGUUCUUCAGAACUGUGCCUUCGGACAUUCAUCAAGCAGCUGCUGUUGCUGAACUCAUCGCGAGUUUUGGAUGGAACUGGGUAGGACUCAUCGCCCUGGAUAAUAGCUAUGGACGGUCCAUUGCAGUGGAUUUUCGUGCCAGAGCUGCUAGACUUGGUUUAUGUAUUGCUCUGGAUCUGUUGGUCUCCCGAGAAGUUGACGAUGAAGGUAUGCAGAGACUAGUGGAUGCGAUCGAACAGAAUCCAGUAUUAGAGGUGAUGGUAGCUUUCACCUAUACCAAAACUCUUACAUCAAUCUUGGAAAAAGCCGAGAUACGACUUCCGGGUAAAAAGUUCACAUGGAUUGCAAGCGAUGUUUGGGCAACUUCAACAGCGAUAUCAAGUAAGAAUUAUGGCAUCCUUGGAAAUGUGUUGGGCGUGGUACUCCAAACCCAUGAAAUACCAGGGUUUGUACCGUACCUGGCUUCUCUGAAUCCUACAGAUGCUAGAUUCCAGAAUGAUACAUGGCUGAGAGAGAUCUGGGAGACGAACUUCCACUGCAGCUUAUCGGACCCGAAUAAAACUGUUGCCGCCAAAUGUGCAUCGCACGAUCUACUGGACCUAGAAAGUGUCCGAGGGUACUCCAGGUCGUUUAGUCUCUACCACGUCUACUUGGCAGUCUACACAGCCGCUUACACGCUAAGAAGCAUAGAAGAAUGCACAGCCCCCGGAGGACUACUCGCGGAAGGCAGGUGUCCUAUUCUUGACGACCUGGAACCCUGGCAGCUCAUCAAUUAUCUCAACCAGGUCAACUUCACGAAGCUUUCUGGAUCCAAGGAUCUUUCUCCAUACCAUACAUUCAACGAAAAUGGAGAGAUGGCGGCCAACUUCUGCAUCAUCCACUGGCAGCGCCAAGGAGGGACAUCGGUGCCACCAGGAAGCGCCACCCGAGCCGAUAAUGUUUCCUCCCAGGCUGAUAUGGAUGAGCAAAGGGUGCACUUUGUAGAGAUUGGUCGGUUCGAUGUACAGCCCAGUGGGGAGGGCGCUCUGACAUUGGAUCGAACACUUAUCGACUGGCACCAUGACAUCAACGGAGGACAGCCCCCAGAGGGAGUAUGCCGUGCUGCUUGCCAACCCGGAUACGUCAAGGUGUCGAGAGAGGGCUCACCUCCCUGUUGUUUUGAUUGCGAGGCUUGUCCAGUUGGCUCCAUCACAAACCAGACAGGUCGAACACAUUGCAUUCAAUGUCCAGAAGGUGAAUGGUCGAACGACGACAGUACAGAGUGCAUGCCAAAGUUCACCGACGUUCUGGUAUGGCAAGAUCCAGUCGCUAUUGUGUGUCUGGUUAUCUGUGGCAUCGGCGUGAUCUGUACCUUGAUAUCUUUGGGAAUCUUCAUCCACCAUCAUGAUACAGCUGUAGUCCGUGCUUCGAAUCGUCCACUCAGUUACUGUCUGCUUUGUCUUCUUAUGCUGGGGUUCGUAGAGCCGGUCCUUUAUGUCGGUACGCCAACGAACUGGACCUGCAACUUUCGGAUCGCGCUACACAGUGUUCUCAACGCCGCCAUAUUGGCUUUGUUUUUGGUCAAAACAAGAAGGAUUUUGGCCGUUUUUGAUACCACCUCAUGGCGCAAUGAAUCUCUCGUCAAACGCGUGUUACGUAAUACAUCAGCCCAGGUCGUGCUCUUCAUCCUCCUGUGGGUCAUACAGGUUGCCGUGGUGACAGCCUAUCUCUCGUUAGCGCCCUCUCGUGUUCAGGUAGAAUACAACCUCUCAACAACCAAGGUCUACAUCAUCUGCGAGAGUAACCUCUAUUGUUUCAUUGUCAUGUACAGUUACAUAGCGCUUAUUGCCAUUAUUUGUUUUGUCCUCUCGUUCAGGGCGAGAAAAAUCCCAGAAAACUUCCACGAGACUCGUUACAUCACAGUUACCAUGAUGUUCUACAUUGUGAUUUGGAUCGUCUCCCUUCCCCUUUAUUUUUCUAUCAACGGCAGUCUGCAGUCGUUGCUGCAGAUGAUCACCACAUGGCUUUCUAAUGCAAUGAUACUUGGGUUUAUGUUUGUUCCCAAGUGCUAUAUCAUCCUGGCUCGGCCAGAGACCAACACGUCAAACAAUGUUAGGAGAAAGGCAUCAAAGUUCCCCGUUGGAGCAGAAUUCCAUAGUUCCCUAGGCAACAACGACGUUGUGCAUUAUAAAUCGCGAACCAGGACGAUCACAACAUCCCACUGAUAAAAAAGCUGAAGAACAACUAUCAUCUGGCCACAGAUCAAAAUCGAAGGCUGCCAAACUGCUUGGAAACUAUUACACCAUGUACACUGUCGUGUGAAUGUAACUAUAAAUUGGCGAUUAAAAAAAGAAGAUGAAAAUGCCACACGGCUCAAUGAUUUAUAGACAUAUACUAGAUAUAUUAUAGUCUCUUAACAUUAUUCACAUAGCAUCUUUCAUGAUGAUGCAAGUAGUUCUAAGAAUCAACCUGUCAAAUGGUUGUCCAGUUGCAGCAUAAAACAUGUUUACGUUCCGUCUACGAACGGUUUCUACAUGUCUACUAUUACGACGGACCUAACGCGAUCAAAUCUGCAACAGCAAGUAGUAGUGAAAAAAAACCACUAGUGUUCUUCAGUUCAUAUUUACCUGGAGUUUCGAGAUUAUUAGAUCACCUUCCUUUCAUGAAUACAACGGACAAAAAAAUUGAGCAUUUUUAAUGAAAAACCCCACUUAUUUGCAAAGAGAAGUGUUAACGAAAUAAAAAAUAAGCGAGCGAGCCUGCUUUGUUAUCAGAUUUUGUGGAAGCGUCGAGGUUUAGCGGUUCUUACUGUCGCCUUGUAAUCAGAGAUGGUCGUGUGAUCGAACCCCACCAUGGCUUAGCGUCCUUUGGCAAGGCGUCAAUCCACACUUUGCCACUCUAACCCAGGUGCUAAAUUGGUUCUCGUUAGGAAACAACCGUCAUUGUGUUACUGUUUGGUUCAGUAAGACUGCGCCGAACGGGCUAAAAAGCUAUGAAUCCAGUGACCGGGUAAUAAUAAUUGUGAAGCGCUUUGAGCAGUCAUAAGGGGAGUUUCAAGAAACUUACGAUGAAUUUCAAGUCUACUUUUGGUCCCAAAAUCAAUCAUAUGUCUUGAUUGCUUAUCUGCUCAUUGAAACAAGGAGUGUAAUCUGAUUUGCUACAGCUAAAAUAGAUCUAUCAGUUGUAAAAUCACAACAUAAUAUUUCAAACUGAUUGCAAAUAUUUUCUCGCAACAUCCCUUAAGACUGGAAUCGCACUAUAAAAGCCCAUUACUAUAAUUCAUUAUUAUGAUUAUUUUCUGUUAGACUUCCUUGAAAUAGAACAAAAAAUCAUGGAUUUUUCAAUUCACUUUAUCUAAAAAUAUGCUGGCGUAAACUUAUCUGUUGUACAUUCUGAUACAUUUUAAGUGAUUGUGUUCAUGGCUUGUGUCGUAUUAUUCAAACAAGUCCGAUAUUGAUUUUGACAGGGUAAAUGUAUAUGUGCCUGUUUCUUUCAAUGUGUGCUUUGUAAACAAAAUGUGUUAUCAUUACUUUUGAUUUAAUGAAAAUCAUAUAUAACAAAUACUGCAAGUUUUGUUUAUGUGUCGCAGGAAGUUGAUCUAUUUUUGCAUUGAUGCAACUGCAGCCUUGCGCUUGCCGUCUUUAUCAAAUUCAAUCUAUGAUAUUCAUGAUAUUGUGUUUAAAUAAUCAUAACUAUAAAACAACACAAAAAGUAGAUAAAAAUUUACGAGGUCGGGCAUGGAAAGAAAAGUAUUAUUACAGACACAUUUCCACACUGUUGAGUUAUUUAAAUGCUUCUUCAGUUCUUGGUGAAGCUUUCGCGGUAAUUUCUGGAGGGUGCACAGCUAUGUUUUUAAUUUUUCUUUGUUAAAAAGCGCUCUCAAUUUUAACAAGGCGCUUUCGGUUUUUAUGUUUUUUUUCCUUUUUACCAUCAUGGGCAGUACAAGUUUUUCUGAAAUUUUGGAGAAUCCAUUAUGAUAGUCUCGGUU
Messenger RNA from Lytechinus pictus (painted urchin), 5027 nucleotides. RefSeq names its product extracellular calcium-sensing receptor-like. Gene Ontology annotation, cellular component: plasma membrane. The record is from RefSeq and is a predicted model, not a curated record. NCBI's taxonomy places the organism in Eukaryota, Metazoa, Echinodermata, Echinoidea, Temnopleuroida, Toxopneustidae. Gene Ontology annotation, biological process: G protein-coupled receptor signaling pathway. Bases 505 to 3264 code for a protein of 919 amino acids. Gene Ontology annotation, molecular function: G protein-coupled receptor activity. The transcript is spliced from 5 exons.